Messenger RNA from Perkinsus marinus ATCC 50983, 1542 nucleotides. RefSeq lists its product as hypothetical. The transcript is spliced from 14 exons. Gene Ontology annotation, biological process: inositol metabolic process; inositol phosphate biosynthetic process. The coding region runs from base 1 to 1542 and encodes 513 amino acids. Gene Ontology annotation, molecular function: 5-diphosphoinositol pentakisphosphate 1-kinase activity; inositol hexakisphosphate kinase activity; diphosphoinositol pentakisphosphate kinase activity. The record is from RefSeq and is a predicted model, not a curated record. Lineage: Eukaryota; Perkinsozoa; Perkinsida; Perkinsidae.
AUGCCAAGCUCACGUCAGCCCGGCAUGAUGCUCCCAUCGGUGAUCAGUAGGAGCAGGGAGCAGUCUCCUACUUUGGGGGACUCGUCGGCCUCUGAGGACACGCAGCAGCAUCGUCGAGAGAGUGUUCAUGAGUAUUCGCCGUAUCAUCAUUUCACCAUCAGAGGCUCUAAAGGGUUGACGCGGAAGCUCACUCUAGGGGUGUGCUGCAUGCAGAAUAAGGCUACUAGUAACCCCAUGCAGUCGUUGUUGAGGAGACUAGAUGCUAGUGGUGCCUUCAACAUCAUCAUUUUCGAUGAGAAAAUGAUCCUGGAACAGGACGUAUCCGAAUGGCCGAUAGUCCAGUGUUACGUGUCUUUCCAUUCGAAAGGCUUUCCACUUUACAAGAGCUUGGAAUACGUCAAGAUGCGCCAUCCAGUGGAGAUUAAUAAGGUAGAAGACCAGCUGAAACUACGGAAUAGGCUUACCGUCUACGAGACGUUGAAGUCCCACGAUAUACCCUGCCCGGACUAUAUGGCGAUCGAUCAUCUGGAGUAUGGGGACCAUCAGUUCGUGGAAGCAGAUGAUUAUAUUAUUUACGACGGGCGUAAGUUGAAAAAGCCCUUUGUUGAGAAGCCUCUAGAUGGGGAUGAUCAUAACAUAUGGAUCUACUAUCCAACUAACGUCGGAGGUGGAUGCAAAAAGCUCUUCCGGAAGAUCGGUGACAAGUCGUCUGAAUUUGAUGCGAAGCAGUCCCGCAUAAGGAAGGAUAAGAAGUAUAUAUAUGAGCCGUUCCUCCCAACAGGAGGAAUGGAUGUUAAGGUUUAUAUGGUGGGAGAAAUGUAUAGCCACGCUGAAGCCAGAAAAGCCCCUACUGUAGAUGGCAAAGUUAUGAGAAAUAAUAACGGCAAGGAAAUACGAUACCCUAUUACGUUGAGUGAAGUAGAGAAGGCUUGUGGAGCCUUGAUAGUGCAGGCCUUUGGGCAGUUCGUGACUGGAUUCGACGUUCUACGUACAACGGGACGGUCUAUAGUGUGCGAUGUUAACGGUUGGUCAUUUGUGAAGGGGAAUCAGAGAUACUAUGACGACUGUGCUAUACUCGUCCAGAAGUUCUUCCUGGAUCGGUUUCAUAUUACAUUCACGAUGCCUAUACCAGCUCUCAAAAAUGAGGACCGCAUGAGCGAGCCGAUUAAUAGGACAACUCCCGAGGUUGAUGAAGCUGAUGAAGAGAACUUCCAACAUGACAAGUUGAGAGCGGUGAUGAUAAUAAUGCGGCAUGGCGAUCGGAAGCCGAAAGAGAAGCACAAGUUCAAAUCCUCCCACAAGUAUUUUUUGGACUACGUUAAUGGGCGUGGUAGAGUUGAUGAUGAUGANNNNCGACUGAUCAUAAGGGCAAGUACGGCUGAGGCUGCGAGGAUGAUAGGGAACCCACUUAUCACCAUGAGGAAGGUGGCGAACUCUGCCUGUCUUUUCUGGACCUCAUCUCGACAGAGAUUGCUCGCCUUGCUGAGAAGCACAAAUUGGACUCAGUGGACUAUUCAGAGUUCGACGAUGGAUCUCCUAUAA